GUGACGCAGUUUCCGGUUCCGGUUGCCCACGGAAGUUGUCUCCAGUUUGCUGUGUAAUUGUUGCUGGGUCUUUUUUCUGUCCGUGCCGCUGUGGUAGUUGUCCUGUCACAAUGCCGGACUACUUGGGAGCUGACCAACGCAAGACAAAGGAGGAGGAGAAAGAGGAUAAACCUAUACGAGCUCUGGAUGAAGGGGAUAUUGCUCUGCUGAAGACCUAUGGGCAAAGCACAUAUUCCCGGCAAAUUAAACAAGUGGAAGAUGACAUACAGCAACUUCUUAAGAAAAUAAAUGAGCUCACAGGUAUUAAGGAGUCUGACACAGGGCUUGCUCCUCCUGCUCUGUGGGAUUUGGCUGCAGAUAAACAGACCCUUCAGAGUGAGCAACCUCUUCAGGUGGCCAGAUGUACAAAGAUAAUAAAUGCUGAUUCAGAGGACCCGAAAUAUAUAAUUAAUGUGAAACAGUUUGCAAAGUUUGUGGUAGACCUCAGUGACCAGGUUGCUCCUACAGACAUAGAGGAAGGCAUGAGAGUUGGUGUGGACAGAAACAAGUACCAGAUCCAUAUCCCAUUGCCUCCAAAAAUAGAUCCCACUGUGACCAUGAUGCAGGUGGAAGAGAAACCAGAUGUUACAUAUAGUGAUGUUGGAGGUUGCAAAGAACAGAUAGAAAAAUUACGAGAAGUUGUUGAAACUCCAUUGCUUCAUCCAGAACGAUUUGUUAAUCUUGGGAUUGAGCCCCCGAAAGGGGUGCUGCUGUUUGGUCCUCCUGGAACAGGAAAGACUCUUUGUGCUCGUGCCGUUGCUAACAGAACUGAUGCCUGCUUCAUCAGAGUGAUUGGCUCAGAACUGGUCCAGAAAUACGUUGGAGAAGGUGCACGAAUGGUUCGUGAAUUGUUUGAGAUGGCCAGGACAAAGAAAGCCUGCCUUAUUUUCUUUGAUGAAAUUGAUGCAAUUGGUGGGGCUCGCUUUGAUGAUGGAGCUGGAGGUGAUAAUGAAGUCCAGAGAACUAUGCUGGAACUCAUCAAUCAGUUGGAUGGAUUUGAUCCAAGAGGAAAUAUUAAAGUAUUAAUGGCCACAAACAGACCAGAUACUUUGGACCCUGCCCUCAUGAGGCCUGGAAGGCUGGACAGAAAGAUUGAAUUCAGUUUACCUGAUCUUGAGGGACGGACACAUAUAUUUAAAAUUCAUGCCCGGUCAAUGAGUGUAGAACGAGAUAUCAGAUUUGAGCUGCUGGCCCGUCUGUGUCCAAACAGCACAGGUGCUGAAAUCCGCAGUGUGUGCACUGAGGCAGGAAUGUUUGCAAUCAGAGCACGUCGCAAAGUGGCAACGGAGAAGGACUUCUUGGAAGCUGUAAACAAGGUUAUCAAAUCAUACGCAAAAUUCAGUGCUACACCCAGAUACAUGACUUAUAAUUAAACUUUAUGUGACAACUUAUUGACAGACCACAAUUUCUGUCCUAGUGGCUACGGCCUAAUGUAGCGUACAACAUAUUUCCUUUACCUAUGUUAUGUGAUUGGGGUAUUGUGUAUUUGAAAUAAUAAAACAUCUGAAAUUUUUUCUGUUGUCAACCGAUUAAAAAAAUAAGACAUCUUA
Molecule: messenger RNA, 1589 nt
Organism: Bufo gargarizans (Asiatic toad)
Lineage: Eukaryota; Metazoa; Chordata; Amphibia; Anura; Bufonidae
Gene: PSMC2
Product: proteasome 26S subunit, ATPase 2
Exons: 12
Coding region: 111-1412 (433 amino acids)
Biological process (GO): proteasome-mediated ubiquitin-dependent protein catabolic process
Cellular component (GO): proteasome regulatory particle, base subcomplex
Molecular function (GO): ATP hydrolysis activity; proteasome-activating activity; ATP binding
Source: RefSeq, a predicted model, not a curated record